Lotus japonicus is the source of this 1723-nucleotide messenger RNA. Its product is annotated as probable serine/threonine-protein kinase PBL3. Bases 255 to 1592 code for a protein of 445 amino acids. Gene Ontology annotation, biological process: protein phosphorylation. The transcript has 6 exons. Lineage: Eukaryota; Viridiplantae; Streptophyta; Magnoliopsida; Fabales; Fabaceae. Gene Ontology annotation, molecular function: ATP binding; protein kinase activity. The record is from RefSeq and is a predicted model, not a curated record.
UGUUCCAUAUAGAUCAUCGAAACUUCAUUUCUCUCUCCAAAAAUUUCAUCCGUGUCUCUAAUUUCAAAUGUUUAUCGUUUUGGGAAUACAACAUGAGAAGACCAUAAUCUGGUUCUGUCUUCUUCUUCUUCCCGUUCUUCUCUUGAAGAAGUACGGACAUGAUGCAAGAAGAGAACCACAAAAGAAGGAGAAACAAAUUUUGAGAUUAAUCGACAUUGUGAAGAAUUUGGAUAAUUUGAGGGUCGAUUCCUCUUAUGGGAAAUUGCUUCAUAGCUCGUUCCAAGGUUAAUAAUUUACCCAACUCUAACCCCAUUUCCACAGGUGUUAUAAAACCUUCUGGUAGUAGCAUCCAUUCAUUGGCUUAUUUGAGUACAAAAGUGCAUGGAUACCAUGAUGAGGGUAAACAUAAGACUCUCCCUACUCCUAAGUCUGAAGGUGACAUACUUUCCUCCCCAUAUUUAAAAGCCUUCACAUAUAAUGAUCUAAAGAAUGCUACAAGAAACUUUCGUCCUGCUAGUCUGAUAGGAGAAGGGGGAUUUGGUCACGUCUACAAGGGGUGGGUUGAUGAACAAUCCCUUGGGGCUUCAAGUCCUGGAUGUGGAAUGAUUGUAGCUGUGAAGAAGCUUAAACCUGAAGGUUUUCAAGGCCACAAGGAGUGGCUGUCCGAAGUCAAUUAUCUUGGAAAACUUCGUCAUCCAAAUCUUGUGAAGCUCUUUGGAUACUGCUUGGAUGGGGAUAAACGACUUCUUGUGUAUGAGUACAUGCCCAAAGGCAGCUUGGAGAAUCAUCUAUUUUGCAGGGGUGGCCGGCCACUUCCUUGGGCCACAAGGAUGAAAGUUGCCAUUGGUGCUGCUCAAGGCCUUGUCUUCUUGCAUGAUUCUGAGCAACCAGUUAUCUACCGAGAUUUCAAGGCUUCUAAUGUUUUAGUAGAUUUGGAAUUUAAUGCAAAACUGUCAGACUUUGGUUUCGCUAAAGCAGGGCCGACUGGUGAUCACACACAUGUUUCUACUCGAGUUCUAGGUACUGAAGGCUAUGCAGCUCCUGAAUAUAUUGCAACAGGUCACCUGACGGCAAAGUGUGAUGUCUUCAGCUUUGGGGUUGUGCUAUUGGAACUACUUUCCGGGCGCCGUGCUGUCGAUAAAACAAAGCCUCGAGUGGAGCAAAAUCUGGUGGACUGGGCAAGGCCCUAUUUGGGUGACAAGAGGAAGUUGUUCCGGAUCAUGGACACAAAGUUGGAAGGGCAGUACCCUCAGAGAGCAGCAUAUGGAGCUGCAAUUCUUGCAUUACAAUGUAUUAGUGAGGCCAAAACUAGACCACAAAUGUCUGAGGUUUUGGCUACAUUGGAACAGCUUCCAGCUAUGAGACAUCCCGUUUCAGCCAGCCCUCGUCGGAAGUCCAUGUCAAGCCCCAAUGCAAAAUCCUCUUUGGUACAUAAUCAUCAUCAUGAUCAUCAUUCAGUAGAAAGGAAGUCUGUUUCUGGUUACUUCAGUGAAAUCCCGGGUAGAUCUUCUAUGACAUCCCCAGCAAAGUCAUCAUUUAUGCAAUCCCCCAGAAGUGUAGACCACCUUAUUGUUCUUGAUUCUGUUAGUUGAUAGCACUGUGAAGGGAGUUUUGUGAACAUUUACCUAUAUGUAUGUACAAAUAUUGGAUGCCCUGAGUGUCAAAAUACCCAAAGAUGAUGGAAGCAAUGUGACAGCAAGGUGCAUCUAUUUAUUAUCUAUUA